AUGGAUUAUCGCACACACUCUGCUUGCCUUCUUUGGCCUCCAUAUCCCACUCUGCCUGUUAUCAUAAAUUCACGUGUCAUUUGUGUUCUCAUUCAGGCGGACGUUUUCCAUGCUUAUCAACUUGUGCGUAAAAACAAUGUUCCAGCGAAGAAUAUAAUAACUUUCGCCUACGACGAUAUUGCAAGCAAUCCCAAAAAUCCGUUUAAAGGCAAAGUUUUCCAUGACUACGAGCACAGAGAUGUCUACAAUGGGGUGGAAAUUGACUACCGUGGAAAA
This is a messenger RNA of Opisthorchis viverrini, 276 nucleotides long. RefSeq lists its product as hypothetical. Gene Ontology annotation, biological process: vacuolar protein processing. The annotation marks the transcript as partial. The transcript is spliced from 2 exons. NCBI's taxonomy places the organism in Eukaryota, Metazoa, Platyhelminthes, Trematoda, Opisthorchiida, Opisthorchiidae. Gene Ontology annotation, molecular function: cysteine-type endopeptidase activity. The record is from RefSeq and is a predicted model, not a curated record.